Molecule: messenger RNA, 3566 nt
Organism: Pteronotus mesoamericanus
Lineage: Eukaryota; Metazoa; Chordata; Mammalia; Chiroptera; Mormoopidae
Gene: SCARB2
Product: scavenger receptor class B member 2
Exons: 12
Coding region: 346-1782 (478 amino acids)
Biological process (GO): receptor-mediated endocytosis; protein targeting to lysosome
Cellular component (GO): cytoplasm; plasma membrane; lysosome
Molecular function (GO): scavenger receptor activity
Source: RefSeq, a predicted model, not a curated record
GCUCGCGGUGGCCUCCGGACUUUGCGGCGAGCAGGCUGGAGAACGCCACGGCCUGCGCGCUCCCUUUCAGGCUCCGGAGCUGCGCCAGGCGGGCACCGCGGCUGCCCGAUCGGAGGAAACCGAAACCAAAGCGUCUCGUUCCCUUCCCGGGACGGCCGGCCGGCCGGGUUCCCCGCAGGCCCUGUCGCCCCGCCGCGGAUCACGGAGCCCAACGCACCGCCCGGCCCGCGGGCGUCCGAGGGUCCCUGGUUUUCCCGCCGCUCGUGUGGCGGCCGCAGCGGCGGCCUCUCCCCCUUCCUGUUGGGUCGCCUGCGUUCGCCGCCCUGCCCGUGAGCCGCGUGCAGAAUGGCCAGGUGCUGCUUCUACGCGGUAGGGACGCUGUCUCUGCUCCUCCUGGUGACCAGCGUCACGCUGCUAGUGGCCAGGGUCUUCCAGAAGGCCGUGGACCAGGCGAUCGAGAAGAAUAUUGUGCUAAGGAAUGGUUCCGAGACCUUUGACUCCUGGAAGAAGCCCCCUCUGCCCGUGUACUCCCAGUUCUAUUUCUUCAAUGUCACCAACCCAGAGGAGAUCCUCAGAGGGGAGAUCCCUCGGUUAGAAGAAGUGGGGCCAUAUACCUACAGGGAAAUCAGAAACAAAGCAGAUAUUCAGUUUGGAGAUAAUGGAACAACAAUAUCUGCUGUUAGCAACAAGGCCUAUGUUUUUGUACGAGACCAAUCCGUUGGAGACGCCAAAACUGAUUUAAUUAGAACAGUAAAUAUUCCUGCAGUGACCGCCAUGGAAUGGGCCCACCAGGGCUUCAUCCAGAUGCUCAUCCAGGCGCUGUUAAAGGCGUACCAGCAGAACUUCUUUGUGACGCACACAGUCCACGAUUUGCUCUGGGGCUACAGAGAUGAGCUCUUGGCCCUCAUCCACCCUUUCAGACCCGAUAUCUCUCCCUAUUUUGGCUUGUACUAUGGGAGAAAUGAGACUAAUGAUGGAGACUAUGUUUUUCUAACUGGAGAAGACAAUUACCUUAACUUUUCAAAGAUUCUGGAAUGGAAUGGAAAAACGUCACUUGACUGGUGGGCAACAGACAAGUGCAAUAUGAUUAAUGGAACGGAUGGAGAUACUUUCCACCCACUAAUAACCAAAAAUGAAAUCCUUUAUGUCUUUCCAUCUGAUUUUUGCAGGUCAUUGUAUAUAACUUUCAGUAACUUUGAGAGUGUAGAGGGACUGCCUGCCUUUCGGUUUAAGGUGCCUGAAGAAAUAUUAGCCAAUACCUCAGACAAUGCCGGCUUCUGUAUACCUGCAGGAAACUGCCUGGGCUCAGGAGUUCUGAAUGUCAGCAUCUGCAAGAAUGGUGCCCCUAUUAUUUUGUCUUUUCCACACUUCUACCAAGCAGAUGAGAAGUUUGUUUCUGCCAUAGAAGGCAUGCAUCCAAAUAAGGAAUAUCAUGAGACGUUUGUGGACAUUAAUCCUUUGACUGGCAUUAUUCUACGAGGAGCCAAGAGGUUCCAAGUCAAUGUUUAUGUCCAAAAAAUAGAUGGCUUUAUUGAAACAGGAAACAUUAGAACCAUGGUUUUCCCAGUGAUGUAUGUCAAUGAGAGUGCUCUCAUUGAUAAAGAGACUGCAAGUCGACUGAAGUCUGUGGUUAACAUUACUUCAGUCGUCACCAACAUACCCUACAUCAUCAUGGCGCUGGGUGUGUUCUUUGGUUUGAUCUUCACCUGGCUUGCAUGCCGAGGACAGGGGUCCAUGGACGAGGGAACUGCAGAUGAAAGAGCGCCCCUCAUACGAACCUAACUGCGGCCUGAGCAUGAUGAAGGAGCCGUGCUGAGCUGUCCUGACCUGGAUCAGACAUGGGGAAACCCUUGAGUCCUCACAGGCUUGUGCCUGCUGUAAGAGGAGGGAGAAGACCCAGAGCUAGCAAGUGAUGAGAGCAUUGGGCUGGAGCUUAAAGAACAGGCUGAUUCAUUGGCCACUAGGCUUUAUCAAAUCCUGUGGUCCCUGACAAAGUGUUUUGUUUUUCAUGUGUCUAGCAAGUAUUUAAUAAACUCUUGUACAGUAAAUUUUUUUGGUUGGGUGCUGGUAGCUCCAGAAUUUUAUGACCACUGUUGUGGUUAUAAUGUCUCUGCAUCAGUUGUUAAUGUUACUUGGUCUAACCUUAUUCAAUAUGCAUCAUUCACCAGACUUUGUAUUCAGAAUACAUAAGUACCAUUUAUUUGUUGUAUUUCUCUAUUCAUGUCUCCUCCAAACGAGAAGCGAGUAAGAGUUCGGAACCCAGGGUAAAAUGGUAGCCUCAUUCAGUACAUCACUCAAGUGCAUCUAAUUUCCUCUUUUAAAAAGCUAUAUAUUGCAUUUCAUGCUAAUUGUCAGUGCAUAAUUCCUCCAGGAACAUGAUUUGGUCCUCUAACUACUUUCAUACUGGUAGGAAUCAAGUGGUGAAUGGGUUGGAUGGAGUGAGGCACCUGUAAGUUGAUAGCUAUAAACACCUGAGGAUUUUUUACUUGCACUUCUGUGCAUUGAAAGAAUGCAUAGAUAAUAGUGGUGAGGACAGUGCAGCUAUUUCAUAUAGAGUAGAACUAAAUGCUAGUUCUGAGAUUUGUGGAUAGUUUGUUAUUUUUUUAAUCGAAAUGAUCUUGAUGUGGACAGAUACUCCUUCCUGGGAGAAUGUAAUAAAUGAUUUUCUCCCCGUCACCCUUGCUAAGUAUACUAUAUUAUCACAAUAUUAUUGAGUGAUUAUUUGUAAAAUUAUUUAUGAACAUAGGAAAUCCAUGCAUCCAUAGCCUAAGUUGCACAUAAAUUUCAGGAAGUCUCACUACACUAAAGAGACAUUUCUUUGGGGACUGUCUUUUUGGUAACUUUGAAAUUGUUUUUAGAAGUUUCCUUAUUUCCUCAGAUUCAGUUCCUUUCACUGUUUUGUGGCUUGCUGUCAGUUGCUGAGUAAAGAAAAAUGUGCCCUACGCUUCUGUGACAAUCGUCUUCCUGACAGAAAAACAGUGUCUUUAAAAUAUUGUGCAGAAAGUUCUUUAAGGUCCUUUGCAACCAGAAGCAGAGUCAUCUGUCUUCAGAAGACCUCUUGGUUUUUAGUGUAACCUAAGUCAGGGGACUGGGAACCACCAUAUGUCACAGAAUUCAAGCAUAGUGAAAGACAAUUUCUUUUUAUUCUCAAAGUUAAAAAUUCAUUUUUGAUUGAGAAACCUAUACUGUUAUCUGGCAAAGUGCACAUAGAGUUUCUUAACUGAAUAAUUCUACAGGAUUUUUUGUUUAAAACUGAACUUCAGUGAAAGCAAAUGAAGGAAAAUAAUGCUAUGGAUUUUACAAACACAGCUUCUGAUCCCUGUAUGGGGGUAAUAAAUUGCUUUAGUUUAUUUGUCCCAAUUUUCCCUCUCUCUCUACACUACAGCAAUAUGUAAUAUGUUUCCCUUCUUGAAGGGGCAAUUCAUUAAAAUCUCAACAUCUCUAUAAAUUAAAAUAGAACUUAUACUUACCCCAAAUCAAGGAAAUAUGAAAAACUAAAUUUUGUUUGCAAUAAUGCCAAAUAUCUAGGUUUUUUUGAAUUUAUCAAUAUUUAGAUAAUUGGCAUA